CCUAGCUGAGGGAAGUUAUCAGACCGGUGUGGGAAACGAUUUUAACAUCGCAAUCGCACAGCCUACAUUCUCCGUGAUAUUUACUCAGUGCCUAAAUAUCAUUGAGCAAACUUUUUCAGCUAAAUGGAUCAAUCUAGAAAUGGAGCCCGGACAACAGCAGGAGGCGAGACGAUAUUUUUUCGGUAAAAGUGGGAUUCCGGGUGUUGUUAUGUGUGCGGAUGGAACACAUAUAAAAAUUAUUGCUCCACAAAAUGAUAGAGAUCAACACUACAAUCGAAAAGGAUUUUAUAGCUUAAACGCAUUGAUUGUUUGUGAUCACAAGUUGACAGUUCGUUUCGUAAAUGCCAAGUUUAGCGGGGCGAACCAUGAUUCACAUAUAUGGAAUGUGUGUGGAAUAGACAAUUUCUUUGCAGAAAAGAACCAAAACGGAGAAGCUGGCUAUUUUGUUUUAGCAGAUGCAGCAUAUUCGUCUAAGCCAUGGUUGAUUACGCCAAAACGUAAUCCUGCUCCAGGGUCGCCAGAUGCUGAUUACAACACCAAACAUUCGCAGGGCAGAGAAAUUGUGGAACGCACUAUUGGCAUGAUAAAGAACAGAUUCAGGUGCAUAUUAGGAGCACGCCAGUUGCAUUACACGCCAGAAAAAGCAACACAAAUAACUAAUGUGUGUUGUAUUUUACACAACAUGUGCAUUAGUUAUGACUCAGUUGAUGGUGAAUAUUUAGAAUCGUGAAAAUAAAUUGUGAAAAACUAGGUUUUUGCGACGCCACACUGGCCCUUAAUUGCAGGAGGUAUACUUUCUUACCUAUAAACAUAAAAUUAAAGCAUUUGAGCUCGUAUAUGAAAGAUUAGAUAAUUUAGAAAAUAUUGGAAUUCGUCGAGUUCGAGGUAAUGCUAUACAUAAAAUAUGAAUUUUAUUUACAUACACAA
Messenger RNA from Anopheles gambiae (African malaria mosquito), 927 nucleotides. RefSeq names its product putative nuclease HARBI1. NCBI's taxonomy places the organism in Eukaryota, Metazoa, Arthropoda, Insecta, Diptera, Culicidae. The transcript has 3 exons. The coding region runs from base 140 to 730 and encodes 196 amino acids. The record is from RefSeq and is a predicted model, not a curated record.